Gossypium raimondii (Peruvian cotton) is the source of this 1387-nucleotide messenger RNA. RefSeq names its product E3 ubiquitin-protein ligase SDIR1. The transcript is spliced from 9 exons. The record is from RefSeq and is a predicted model, not a curated record. NCBI's taxonomy places the organism in Eukaryota, Viridiplantae, Streptophyta, Magnoliopsida, Malvales, Malvaceae. Bases 243 to 1073 code for a protein of 276 amino acids.
AAAAAUGAAUAAAGAUAAAUUGCCAUUUUCAUUUCGGACAAAGGAAAAGAGCGCAGAAGAAUUUCUUGCAAGAUUUAUGUUCUUUUUCUCUCAAAUUGCUCGUGUUUUGCAAUUAUUAGGACGGCCUUUUGUCUUUUUAGCGACUGAUCUUCAAUUUUCUUGAGAUUUGAAAUUUUUCAAGAGGAGAAGUUGUUCGCAUCUGCCUCCUUCUAGACAAGUGGAAAUUCUGGUUUUUUGCAACAAUGAGUUUUGUUUUCCGAGGGACUAGAGGGGAUAUUGAAAGUGGGUUUUCAGGAUUUAUUCCUGAACGUCCAGCUGUGCGGAUACAUGCAGCCCGACCAGUUAAUUCUAAUUCGCUGGCCUUUCUUGUUACAGUUCUUUUGCUGUUCAUGAUUUUAAACUCUCAUCAAAUGUCACCAAACUUUCUGCUUUGGCUAGUAGUGGGUGUCUUUCUAAUGGCUACGAGUCUAAGGAUGUAUGCAACUUGUCAACAACUUCAAGCUCAGGCCCGAGCUCAUGCUGCUGCAGCUAGUGGUUUGCUUGGUCAUACUGAGCUGCGUUUACACAUGCCACCAUCAAUUGCUUUUGCUACUAGAGGACGCUUACAAGGACUAAGACUCCAACUUGCACUUCUUGACCGUGAAUUUGACGAUCUAGAUUAUGAAACCCUCAGAGCAUUGGAUUCUGAUAAUAUUUCCACAACUCCUUCAAUGAGUGAGGAAGAGAUAAAUGCUUUACCCGUUCACAAGUACAAGAUUCCUGGAACAGAGAGUGCUGGAUCAUUACCAAAGCAGGCAUCAUCUUCGUCUGCUCCAGUUGAGCCGAAGCAAGAUUCUAGGACCGGUGAUGGGGGUAUGAAGGCUUCAGAAGAUGAAUUAACUUGUACUAUUUGCUUGGAUCAAGUUAACAGGGGGGAGCUUGUUCGGAGCUUGCCAUGUUUGCAUCAGUUUCAUGCCAGUUGUAUCGAUCCGUGGCUGCGGCAACAAGGCACAUGCCCUGUAUGUAAGUUCAAAAUGGGGUCAAGAAGGCAGGAAAACAGGGGGAGUGAGUCUGAUGAUUCAGACACGGUUUAACUUGAACCCUCCAAGUAAUAUAAUCUGUAUAUCCAGUGAAGCAUAUCAAUCAUGUUUGCAGUUACAUACAAAUAGUUAAUGUUUUGGUGGUGUGUAAAUAUCCUCCAGGGUUGGUCUGUUAUCUAUCUUGGGCAUUCAUUUGAAGAAAAAUAAGGGUAUAUGUUCAUCAUUCUCAGCCUUGUACCUUUGAACUGGAGAAAUCCCAUAUGAUCUCAUCUAAUACACUUUGUGCGAGGUCAUCAGUUCCUUUUGGAUAGAUUUGUACCUUUCUUUUCCACUUCGAUUUCCUCUUUAAUCUACUUUAUUUUUUUUUA